AUGGGUGAAAGGAGUGCAGUGGAGCAGCCUGCUUAUGAUGGUUUGUGCAACUACGCCCAAAAAAUCACCUCAUGCUUCGGAUUUGAUGUGACCCAUGCGCAUGAUGCUCAGCACCACCAGGAGAAGCCUUCCAUCCAGUGCUAUAAGUGUGGCCAGCCAUGCAAGGGCGAGGUGUUACGAGUGCAGAACAAGCACUUCCAUAUCAAAUGCUUUACAUGCAAAGUGUGUGGUUGUGACCUGGCACAAGGUGGGUUCUUUAUGAAAAAUGGAGAUUAUCUGUGCACGCUGGACUAUCAGCAGAUCCACGGCACUCGUUGUAACACGUGCGGUGAGUUUGUGGAGGGCGAGGUGGUCACUGCACUGGGGAAAACUUACCACCCUUCCUGCUUCGUCUGCACCGCCUGCAAAAGGCCAUUUCCUGCUGGAGACAGAGUGACGUUCAAUGGAAAGGAUUGCUUGUGUCAGUACUGUGCUGAGCCCAUGUCCCCCAUCCCUUCCAAGAACAUCAUUGGACCGGGCACCUGUGCAGGUUGUGGCAGAGACAUUAAGAAUGGACAGGCUCUGCUGGCUUUGGAUAGACAGUGGCAUUUGGGCUGCUUCAAAUGUAAAGCCUGUGGCAAAGUACUGACAGGAGAGUACAUCAGCAAAGAUGGCGCGCCGUACUGUGAGAAAGAUUAUCAGCUCCAUUUUGGAGUGCGUUGCGAAGCCUGCCACCAGUUCAUCACUGGCAAAGUACUGGAGGCAGGGGACAGACACUACCAUCCCAGCUGUGCUCGCUGUAGCAGAUGCAAUCAGAUGUUCACUGAAGGAGAGGAGAUGUACCUGCAAGGAUCGACUGUUUGGCAUCCAGGAUGCAAGAGCUCUACGAGAACAGAGGAUAGACAAAGGGUGAGUCUGUUGCCUGCGUCGCUAGCGCUCCUCGCCAAAUCCGAAAGGCAGCCGACACGCUCGUCAUCUGAGAGUGUGUGUUCCAGACCUGGUUCAAGCAUACCUGGCUCACCGGGUCACACCAUAUAUGCAAAAGUAGACAAUGAGAUCCUUGAUUAUAGGGAUCUCGCCGCUAUUCCCAAAGUCAAAGCCAUUUAUGACAUUGAACGUCCCGAUCUGAUCAACUAUGAGCCACUUUACACCACUUCCCUUGAUGAGAUGGAGGAGAGAGAGAGUGUGGGAGAGCUUCAGACCUUGAGGCGCGAGCGCUCUUCUAUGCCAGAUGACCGAACACCAAGAACCAUGUCACCAAUCCCAUCUGCAGAUAGUUUUUAUGACAUGAGGGGUCACAUGCUGCAGCGGUCUACAAGUCAGGGAUCUAUUGGUUCGCCCAUCUAUAAUCGCCACUGUUAUACGCCGACCAUGUCUCGCUCACCCCAGCACUUUCACCGGCCAGGCCCCGAGCCGUCCAGCGGGCGGAGCUCCCCUGGGGCUAGCACGCCCCCCCUCCCCCCAACCCCGAAACAUUUCCAUCUGCCAGACCAGAGCGUCAACAUGUACAGGAAGCCACCAAUCUACAAACAGCAUGAUCUGGCUGCCUUUACAGCCGAAAGCAGUUCUGCAGACGACAUCAUCAAAUUGGCCAAAUUUCCCUCUGCACUUGCUCCCGAACCUGAAGACGUACCUCAGAUAGAGACCGAGUGCUGGCUGUGUGUGUCAACCAGUGGCUCUGAUGGAGGGAGACGGAGAUCCCGAGAGGAGGAUGAGGAGGAGCAACAAAAACGUAGACAACUCCAGGAAGAACAUCUCACCAGGAUGCAAUCUGGUCUUGGGAAGCUCAUUCUGAAGGAGGAGAAGGAAAAGCAGUUGUUUCAAGAACGUCACGCACGAAGUCUGUCUGCACAAAGACAAACAAACGGCAACGCAGAUCCAAAUUCUCCUGCCAAAACAGGCUCACUUCCUGGCUACGGACGAAGUGGGCUGCAUCGGCCUCAGUCAACUGAUUUUACACAGUACGACAGCUAUGGCGAUAUCUCUAGUGGAGGACGAGAGUUUCAGCCCUUGCAGGAUGGCCAUCAGCCUGUCAGCAGAAUGGACAGGGGGGUUUCGAUGCCCAAUAUGCUGGAACCAAAAGUAUAUCCAUACGAAAUGCUGAUAGUCACCAGCCGUGGCCGAGCCAUGCUGCCCAGAGACGUGGACAGAACCCGGCUGGAGCGGCACCUGGCUCCAGAAGUGUUCUUUGAGCUAUUUGGGAUGGAGAUUCAGGAGUUCGACAAGUUACCUCUUUGGAAACGCAACGACAUGAAGAAGAAAGCCAGACUCUUUUAACCAUAAAAACAUGCCAUACCCUUCUGUAAGGUAGCUGUUUGCUUGUAAUCUCUUUUUCUUUCUCUUGUGGCCCUUGUGUGUGAAUAUGAAGGGAUCUUAAGUGAUUUCAUUGGUUUAUGUUGAUUGGUUAGCGGAACAUAAUAUGAUGGUCCCAUUAUUUUAAAUUAAAAAGUGGCAAAUCAUUGCAUUAGUGCACAAGCAUCAGAUGUUCAGAACUUUGUCUUUAUGUAUCUUGGGCUUGUUUUCCUCAAUAAAUUACCUUUUCUUUUUCUCCUCACUUCUUAGGUAACUCCCACUCAUGUAAUAAGAAGUUUUGUUCAGUUCACUAUGAGUUCACUGUUAAUUAACGUAGAUGUAAUGAGCUUUCAUGUAGGCUUGUAUUUUUGUCCUCAUCAUUUAAUGAUCAAAGCAGUGCUGAACUUUCACUCAAACUUGCACUGUACACUUCGCAUCCUGAAAACGAGCUGUAUCUGGCUUGUUCUAUUCAAACAGAAAUCCGCACUGCCAUUUAUUGUAUGUAUGAAUGAUAUUACAAGCAAAACGAUUGAUAAACUGUGCGAUAGACAGCAACACCAAAGGUAUUGCCAUGCCGAAGAGAGCAAAUACUGUAAAGUAUAGCACUGGGUAUUUCUCAGGAUCCUUUCCACUGAAGGCUUAAUAGGACCAAACAUUUAUUGCUCGUGUAAAUUACAGUAUCUGAUACCAACGUCAGAGCAAUUUUUGUUGUAGCUUUGGCUUGGUGGUAGGUCAAGGAAUGGCAUGGCUUUUUCCUCUCUCUCUCUCUCUCUCUCUCUCUGUGUCUUCACACUCAAAACCAUACACACAGUAACAAGUUCUUUCAACUUUCUUUGUUGUUUGAAACUAAUUGCCCUGUUAAUCCAACUGCUUGCAAAAUGCAAAGAUUUGACAAGCAACAAACAUAAACUCUUCAAGGAUGAAAUAUUUUAUUGAUGUAACAAGCUUCUCGUUAUUAAUAAAAUGCAGCAA
Molecule: messenger RNA, 3243 nt
Organism: Neoarius graeffei (lesser salmon catfish)
Lineage: Eukaryota; Metazoa; Chordata; Actinopteri; Siluriformes; Ariidae
Gene: ablim1a
Product: actin binding LIM protein 1a
Exons: 25
Coding region: 1-2256 (751 amino acids)
Biological process (GO): lamellipodium assembly; cilium assembly; cytoskeleton organization
Cellular component (GO): stress fiber; actin cytoskeleton
Molecular function (GO): actin filament binding
Source: RefSeq, a predicted model, not a curated record